AUGGACGCAAACGAAGCAAAAAUACCUGCUGCCGGAACACCGAGUGAAAUGCCUCAGGAACCGCCAAACCAGCACCUCUCCGGUAUCAAGUUGUACAGCAUCAUGUCUGCAAUCAUGCUCGCGGUCUUCCUCAUUUCGCUGGAUGUUUCGAUUAUCUCGACCGCAAUUCCUGCUAUAACCAGUGCCUUCCACGCAACAAGCGACAUAGGCUGGUACGCCGCCGCCUACCCCCUGACAAUAUGCAGUCUGCAGCCUCUCGCCGGCAAGAUCUCGGCUAUCUUCCCCCUUCGAACGGCAUACCUAUCCUUCUUUGCGAUCUUUCUCCUGGGCUCACUCCUCUGCGGUGUCGCCAACUCCUCAACAAUGUUCAUUGUCGGACGAGCAAUCGCUGGUGUUGGAGGCUCAGGCGUGGUAUCUGGCGGAUUAUCCGUGAUUGCAAUCGUGACACCCAUUGAGCAGCGUCCACUCUUCACAGGCCUCAUCGUCUCGGUCUUCUCUAUCGGAACUGUCGUCGCCCCGCUCAUCGGCGGCGCGUUCACAAGCCAUGCGACCUGGCGGUGGUGCUUCCUCAUCAACCUCCCCACCGGCGCAAUGACAGUCAUAACCCUCAUUCUCUUCUUCCAUCCACCAAAGUCCAGGCCGAACACCGACAGCGCCUCAGCACCACAGUCACUCCUCCAAAAGCUCAACUCCCUGGACCUUCCAGGCUGUGCCAUCUUCGUCCCUUCGAUCGUGAUGUUUUUCCUCGCCCUGCAAUGGGGAGGGUCCGAAUACCCCUGGUCUUCGGCGACAAUUAUUGGUCUGUUUAUCGGCUUCGGACUAUCCAUCGCUCUCUUCAUCUCGUGGGAAAUAUACCGCGGUGACACCGCCAUGAUUCCGUUCAAACUGCUAAAGGGCCGCUCAAUUGCACUGAGUAUUUGCUUCGCGCUCCUCGUUAUGGGCGGGUACAUCGUACCCGUAUACUAUCUUCCCGAAUGGUUCCAGAUUGUGCGAGGAGCCAGUCCGAUGCGGAGCGGGGUUAUGCUGCUGCCAUCGGUGCUCACGCAGGUUUUUGGGGCGAUGGUAUCAGGAGUUCUUGCAAAACAUAUCAACUACUACAAUCCCUGGUUCCUCCUCGGCUCAACCCUCGUCUGCACAGCCAACGGUCUCUACACGACGUUCACGUCCUCCUCGCCGGACAGCCACUGGAUCGGCUUCCAAAUCCUGCAGGGCCUCGGCACAGGCUUUGCGGGUCAGAUGGGUCUGCUCACUGUGCAAAACGAGCUUAAGACUCGUCCAGCCGUUAUCCCCGUGGGAAUCGCAACGGUCCUCUUCGGUCAGUACUUUGGGACCUCGGUUAUCCAGACUAUUGCUGGAACGAUCUUCCAUAAUAGCCUCGUCGACGGAUUGGAGAGCAAGGCUGGUCUGAAUGAGACUGGUGUCACCAUCUUACUCGAGGCCGGGACAUUGAAUGUCCGUGAGAGGGCGAGGGACCUUUGGCCCGAGAGAGUUGGCGAUGUCCUCGGGGCUUAUAAUGAGGCUAUUACGACCGUCUUUUAUCUGUCUGUUGCUGCGUGUGCCCUGGCCUUUGUUCUGGCAAUGGGUAUCAAGUGGAAUCCAAUUGCAGAUCCUAAGGGCAGUAAGACCGAAGAUACUGAGGCUGGGGAAGAGAAGUCGGAGACUUAA
Messenger RNA from Aspergillus calidoustus, 1665 nucleotides. Lineage: Eukaryota; Fungi; Ascomycota; Eurotiomycetes; Eurotiales; Aspergillaceae. The record is from the annotation of a GenBank genome assembly.